Messenger RNA from Pochonia chlamydosporia 170, 2427 nucleotides. Its product is annotated as threonine-tRNA ligase. Gene Ontology annotation, molecular function: ATP binding; threonine-tRNA ligase activity. The transcript has 8 exons. The coding region runs from base 1 to 2427 and encodes 808 amino acids. Gene Ontology annotation, cellular component: cytoplasm. The record is from RefSeq and is a predicted model, not a curated record. NCBI's taxonomy places the organism in Eukaryota, Fungi, Ascomycota, Sordariomycetes, Hypocreales, Clavicipitaceae. Gene Ontology annotation, biological process: threonyl-tRNA aminoacylation.
AUGUCGUCUGAACAAAUUGAUGCUCCCAAAGCGGCCGAGGGCGCUCCUGCGCAGAGUCUGCCCUCCCGUCCCGCAAAACAACCCAAAGAGAAGGGUGCCAAGGGCGGCAAGAAUGCCGGUCUGGAGCUCCCCGAACUUCCGGAAUAUAUUCAACACCGACUCGAUCUCUUCGACAAGAUCAAGGCGAGACAGGAUGCCGAACUGGCUGCCAAGCCCCGCGAAGAAAUUACAAUUACACUUCCCAAUGGGAAGGAGGAGAAGGGCACCUCGUGGGAGACCACGCCUCUUAUAAUUGCCAAGGGGAUAUCGAAGUCACUUCUUGAGCGUACGGUUAUUACCAAGGUUGAUGGGGAGCUGUGGGAUCUCACGAGACCUUUUGAGAAGAGCUGCAAGCUUGAGCUGAUUGACUUUGAGAGCGAGGAGGGCAAGGCUGUUUACUGGCAUUCUUCUGCACAUAUUUUGGGAGAAGCUUGUGAGAGACGGUAUGGUUGCUAUCUCUGCAAUGGGCCGCCUACCAAGGAUCCUCCUGGUUUUUAUUAUGACAUGGCGAACAUGCAGGGCCAAGUUGUUGCUGAAGAGGACAAGAAGGCGCUUGAGACUAUUGCCAACUCCAUCAUCAAGGAGAAGCAACCAUUUGUGCGUCUUGAAAUGACCAAGGAUGAACUGCUCGAAAUGUUCAAGUACAGCAAGUAUAAGGAGUAUUUCAUCAGCCAGCGUGUGCCUGAUGGCACAAAGUCUACCGUCUACAGAUGUGGUCCUUUGAUCGAUUUGUGCCGCGGACCGCACGUUCCCAACACUGGAAACAUCAAGGCCUUUUCAGUUCUCAGAAACUCUGCCGCCUACUGGCUCGGUGAUAGCAAAAACGAGUCCGUCCAGCGAAUUGCUGGCAUCUCGUUCCCCGAUAAGAACUCCCUCGCUGAAUACAAGAAAUUCCUCGAGGAGGCGGCCAAGCGCAACCACCGCAAGAUUGGCCAGGACCAAAAACUAUUCUUUUGGGACGAGAUGUCGCCCGGUUCUACCUUCUGGCUGCCGCAUGGCACCCGUAUCUACGAGUCGCUGAUGGCUUUGAUGAAGGGAGAGUACAGAAAACGUGGAUUCCAGGAGGUCAUGUCCCCAAACAUGUACAAGGCUGAUCUCUGGAAGACCUCUGGCCACUGGAACCACUACGAGGAGAACAUGUUCACGUUUGAUGUUGAGAAGGAGAAGUUUGGGUUGAAACCCAUGAACUGUCCUGGCCAUUGCAAGAUCUUUGCCCACUCGGACAUCACGUACAAGGACUUGCCGUGGCGGAUGGCCGAUUUUGGUGUUCUUCAUCGAAACGAGUUUUCUGGUGCUCUGUCCGGCCUCACGCGUGUGCGCCGUUUCCAGCAAGACGAUGCUCACAUUUUCUGCACCAUUGCCCAGAUUCAAGAGGAAAUCGAGGGAGCUUUCGACUUCUUGUACAGCGUGUACGGCCUGUUUGGCUUCGAGUUCAAGUUGAAGCUCUCUACUCGGCCAGAGAAGUAUAUUGGUGAUAUUGCCGUCUGGGACAUGGCCGAAUCCAAACUCAAGCAGGCUCUAGACUCUUUCACACAAAGAAUUGGUGCCCAGUGGGAGGAGAACCCCGGCGAUGGUGCUUUCUACGGCCCCAAGAUCGAUAUCACCGUAUACGACGCCUUGAGACGAGACCACCAGUGCGGCACGAUUCAGCUAGACUUCAAUCUGCCCAAGCGUUUCAAGCUCAGAUAUGUCCAAGCCAAGGACGAGGCACCUGCCGACGGCGCUGGCGUGGAGGAGGACCUCCCGGCGGGUUAUGCCAGACCAGUCAUGAUCCACCGAGCCGUCCUCGGUAGUUUUGAGCGUAUGAUUGGUAUCCUCACGGAGCAUUUUGCAGGCAAGUGGCCGUUCUGGCUCAGCCCUCGCCAAGUGUUAGUCGUGCCUGUCAUGCCUGCAGUCAACGACUACGCCAAGGAGGUUCAGCAGUCCUGUCACGACAAGGGCCUGUUCGCCGAUGUCGAUCUCAGCAGCAACACUUUCCAGAAGAAGAUCCGCACGGGUCAGCUGGACCAGUACAACUUCAUUUUUGUUGUCGGAAUCCUCCGCCGGGUUAGUGCCCAUGGCGAGAUGAGUAUGACAGACAUGCGCGUCUGUUCUUGGAAGGAUAAGAAGAUACCCUGGCUUGCCAUGUCUUUGGACAAAACAAACACCUUCCGAACUCUUACAUCCUACACCCUCCCUCCUAUUCAAAAGCUAGCACGUGCUAAUAAUUUUCUCUUUACUCUCGUGUCUACAGUCGUUGGAGCCGAGGAAGCAAAGUCACGUACCGUCAACAUCCGUAACCGCGAUGACCAGGCCACCCAAGCCAAGGGCGAGCUUAUUCCCCUGCAAGAAGCCCUAGACCACAUGGUCAAGCUCAAAGAUGAGAGACGACUCAUCAACAAAUUCUAG